Messenger RNA from Lacerta agilis (Sand lizard), 948 nucleotides. RefSeq names its product vomeronasal type-2 receptor 26-like. Lineage: Eukaryota; Metazoa; Chordata; Lepidosauria; Squamata; Lacertidae. Gene Ontology annotation, molecular function: G protein-coupled receptor activity. The transcript is spliced from 2 exons. Bases 1 to 948 code for a protein of 315 amino acids. Gene Ontology annotation, biological process: G protein-coupled receptor signaling pathway. The record is from RefSeq and is a predicted model, not a curated record. Gene Ontology annotation, cellular component: membrane.
AUGACUAAAAAUCAACGUGAAAGUGAAGCUGAAAAUGAAGAAACUUGUGUCAGUUGCCAAGAGGAUCAUUACCCAAACAGAGGACAGAAUCAAUGCAACACUAAGAUUCCAAACUUCCUUGCCUUUGAUGAAACUUUGGCCAUCAUUUCAACUAUCUCUGCACUUUUGUUGUCUCUGGUCACAGUUCUGGUGCUGGUCAUCUUCAUUAAGCACCGGGAUACUGCCAUAGUCAAAGCCAACAACAGAAGCCUCACCUAUAUUCUCCUCACUUCCCUCCUCCUGUGUUUCCUCUGUUCCUUGCUGUUCCUUGGAAAGCCUAUUGAGGCAACCUGCCUUCUCCGACAAACUGCUUUUGGUAUCAUCUUCUCUGUGUCCCUGUCCAGCAUCUUGGCCAAAACAAUCUCUGUAGUUUUGGCAUUCAUGGCUACUAACCCAGGAUCCAGGAUGAGGAACUGGGUCGGUAAAAGACUGGCUUAUUCCACUGUCCUCUCUUGCUCUGUUGUUCAAGUAGCGAUCUGUGCCCUGUGGCUGGCAACCUCUCCCCCAUUCCCAGAUUUGGAUAUUCACUCAUCAGCUGAAGAAAUCAUAUUGUUAUGUAAUGAAGGGUCCGUCCUCAUUUUCUCUUGUGUUUUGGGCUACAUGGGCUUCCUGGCUAUUGUCAGCUUCAUUGUGGCAUUCCUAGCCCGGAAAUUACCUGACACUUUUAAUGAAGCCAAGUUCAUCACAUUUGGUAUGCUGGUAUUUUGCAGUGUUUGGCUCUCCUUUGUCCCUACUUAUCUCAGCACAAAAGGAAAGUACAUGGUAGCUGUGGAGAUCUUCUCCAUCUUGGCUUCCAGUGCUGGAUUACUGGGCUGCAUCUUUUCCCCAAAAUGCUUCAUAAUUCUGGCGAGACCUGAGAUGAACACCAGAGAGCAUCUAAUACGAAAAAAAAAUAUAAACAGCAGAUGA